Molecule: messenger RNA, 1296 nt
Organism: Symbiodinium pilosum
Lineage: Eukaryota; Dinophyceae; Suessiales; Symbiodiniaceae
Source: the annotation of a GenBank genome assembly
AUGGCGAAGACGUUGGUGCGUUCUCCAGCCUUCAUCCAUGGCAUAACUGUGGUGAUAGUGAUUAACCUUGUGGUGCUUGGUAUCGAGGUAGAUAUGUCAGCCUCACUUGGUCAAGAUGAUAUUCCCAUCGUGUUUCCUAUUGCCAACAUGCUGGUUAUUAUCAUCUUCCUUGUCGAGCUUUGUGCCAAUCUGCUUGCCUUCGGCUUCCGUGAAUUCUUCUGUGGCCGCGAGCGCUAUUGGAACUUGUUUGACUUUUUCAUCAUACUGGUGUCGGUGUUGGAGACAGUUCUUGAGUUUUGGGCGCAGACCUCGUCCACUUCCCAGGUCAGUGCAAGCCACCUGCGAUUCGCACGCGCCGUGCGCUUGGCCCGAGCGUUGCGUGGCAUCCGCGUGAUGCGGCUGCUCAGGUACGUGAGUGCCCUGCGAACCCUGGUGCUGUCCAUCAUGAGCAGCCUGCACAGCCUGCUGUGGACGCUGGUGCUCCUCCUCCUGGUUUUCUAUUCCUUCGGCGUGCUUUUUACCCAGCUAGUCUUGGACGACUGCAGACUCCAGGAGAUGCUGGCAACUGGCAAUCGAAACGCUCUUCCUGUUUGCAAUCGAAACGCGCCUCCUGUUUUCGAGGAUCGUGGUGCGGUCGAGUUUUGGACAAGUGUGCCCGACAGCAUGCUGACCCUCUUUAUGUCCAUCACCGGUGGCCUCGAUUGGUAUUCGGCGCUGAAGCCUCUCACUUCUUUGGAGACGGGCUCAGGGCCGCUGGCGGUUGUGUGUCUGCUGAUUUAUAUAACAUUCACGUGCUUUGCCGUCAUCAAUGUGAUGACUGCUGUUUUUUGUUCGACUGCGAUGGACAGUGCAGCUGCUGACAAAGACCUGGCUGUCAUGAAGCAAAUGCAAAGACACUCUUCGCAGGUGCACGAAUUGCAACACAUGUUCCAUGAGAUCGUGGGCGAGAACGACGGCGACGAAGUGAGCAUUGAAGACUUUAAGAGAGCGCUCUCUUCGCCAAAGUUUGCUGGGUUUCUGGAGUCGAUGAGUAUCUCUACGGAGGAUGUGGGCGUACUGUUCACGUUCAUGGACACAGACAGGAGUGGACUUGUGGACUUGGAUGAGUUUGUGAAUGGGUGCUUGAACCUACACGGGCCAGCGAAGAGCCUCCAGCUCGCCAGAAUGAGUUUCGAGAACAAGCUGACCAGACGCGAGAUCAAGACUCUCAAGUUUGCAGUUGGUGAGGUGCGAAGGCUGUUACACCAUUGCGUCUUGCGACCUGGGAAUCAACAACAGAGUGUUUUUUGCGUGUGA